Aspergillus nomiae NRRL 13137 is the source of this 1767-nucleotide messenger RNA. RefSeq names its product cytochrome P450. Bases 1 to 1767 code for a protein of 588 amino acids. The record is from RefSeq and is a predicted model, not a curated record. NCBI's taxonomy places the organism in Eukaryota, Fungi, Ascomycota, Eurotiomycetes, Eurotiales, Aspergillaceae. The transcript is spliced from 4 exons. Gene Ontology annotation, molecular function: oxidoreductase activity, acting on paired donors, with incorporation or reduction of molecular oxygen; iron ion binding; heme binding.
AUGAUUGGAAUCAUCAUUUUUUCUUUAUUCAUCAGCUAUACUGCCUACCUAGGUCUCUGUCUCAUUCAACACAGGAACCGUGCGCGGAAGAUUGGAUUGCCAUACGUCUCAUUUCCUAUCUCGUCGCAUAAUCUAUUCUUCCUAUCUCUCUUCGAGACUCGAAUCGUUCCAUAUGUGAUCAACACGUGGCUCCCACCCAAGUUGGCCGAUUAUAUCUAUGAUAGCGGCUUCAAAACCCGCUGGAUGACAAAGGACCGCCUCCACAAGAGGCAUGGGGGAGUUUAUAUGCUUAUUACACCAGCCGUCUCAACUUGCAUGGUGGGCGACGCCUCAGUGGCCUCUCAGAUCUGCAUGUCUCGUCAGGGUUUCCCAAAACCCCACAAACAAUAUGGGGCUCUGGACAUAUAUGGUCCCAAUAUUGUCACAUCCGAAGGCUCUCAAUGGGCACAUCUGCGUCGGCAUACAGCGGCAGCGUUUAAUGAGAGAACUAGCGCCCUGGUUUGGGAGGAAACAAUCCGCCAGACGGACGAAAUGGUGCAAUAUUGGAAGGAUGAGCACACUCGAAGCUCUUUACAAUCCGAGUUUAUUCUGACAGACGCUAGAGAGGACAUCUUAAAAUUCACUCUCAAUAUUAUCUGCAGUGUUGGAUACGGAGUGAAGCUUCCGUUCAAACCCAUCCUUGAAAAUUCGACUGACAGUGCUGAAGGCUUAUUCAAAGACGCCAUAUCACCUUCUCCAGGCUAUCACUUCACAUUCCGCUCUGCGAUGGAGUAUUUGAAUAAGCACGUGACCUCGAUAUUUAUAGCCAAUGGCCUUCCCAAAUGUAUCCCACGGUCCAUACUGCCAUUCUUCAAGAAAGACUUUGAUGCGUUCGACGAUAUAGGCAGGUAUCUACGGGCUUUAGUAUCGAUGGCUGAGACAAAGGAAAGCCUAACACAGAAUUUGAUUGAUGGUUUAGUCAGAUCUAAACAGCAGAGAAAUAAAGGCCAAGGACUCGACCCUGAUCUUACGGAUGAUGAGAUACUUGGGAACCUGUUCGUAUUCACAAUCGCUGGGCAUGAAACCACUGCUGUUGCUCUUCGGUUUGCUCUUGUGCUCCUUGCUCUCAAUCAAGAUGCACAGGAGUAUUUGUACGAGGGGAUUCGAGAAGCAACAUGUGACGAGCCUCAUAACCCUGUCGAGUGGGAUUACAGACGGGUUUACCCAAAGCUCGUUAGCCCUUUAUGUGUAAUGCUUGAAACACUUCGGAUGUAUCCUCCAGUGACAACCAUUCCCAGAUGGACAGGAGACUCCGCAGUCGAUAUCACGUAUCAGAACCAGUCUUAUCUCCUUCCGCCGCAUGUUUAUAUCAGCGUCAAUGCUAGUGGGCUUCAUUACUCCGAAGAGUACUGGGGGCCAGAUGCAGCUGUGUACGAUCCCAAGAGAUGGGAUAAGCAGAACACGGAGAGCUUCCUUGCGAAGAACGAGGGAGUGGGUCUGUCUGGACCUGGGUUAGAAUAUGACACAAUCCAUAAACCAGUCCGAGGGUCAUAUAUUCCCUUCAGCGACGGCUUCCGGGUGUGUCUUGGCAAGAAAUUCGCUCAGGUCGAGUUUGUAGUUGCCGUGGCUAUUAUCUUCCGUGAGUAUCAUGUUGUGUUGGCGAAAUCCAGUGAGUGUAAGACCGAGGACGAUAUGCGUCGAAGGGCAGAGAAAGUUUUACAGGAAAGUACUUCGUUUAUCACAUUGUCAAUGCGUGAUGAAGUACCGCUGCUGUUCCAGAAACGGUGA